AAUAAUUUCUGGGAGAUUUCUUUGCUUUCUGAAGAACUGCACUGGAGAUGCAGUUGUGCCUACUGGUCAGCGUGAGUACUGCGGCGGCUCCACUGGAGAUGUUUUGCAGACGUUCCCUCAGCAGGAUGUGGAGUUUGCCUCGUCGUGGCGUCAGUUCGUCACACAGGGAGAUGAGCAGGUGGAAACGAACGGAAAGCGUCCAAACUCCUGAGGAGAAGCCUCGCAUCCUCAUCACAGGUGGCCUUGGACAGCUGGGCGUGGGUCUGGCACAGUUACUGAGACGACAGUAUGGAAAAGACAACGUUAUUCUGUCAGACAUCAAGAAGCCUCAGCCUCAGGUUGCUAACAGCGGUCCCUUCGUAUACGCCGACGUGUUGGACUACAAGCAUCUCAGAGAAGUGAUCGUCAAUAACGGCAUCACGUGGCUGGUCCACUACAGCGCCCUCCUGAGCGCUGUGGGCGAAGCGAACGUGGCUUUGGCGCGGAAAAUCAACAUCACAGGUCUUCAUAACGUCUUCGACCUGUCGCUGGAGAACUGCCUGCGCCUGUUCGUCCCCAGCACGAUCGGUGCCUUCGGUCCGUCUUCUCCACGCGAUCCAGCCCCAGACCUGUGUAUACAACGACCCAGGACCAUUUACGGUGUGUCCAAAGUGCAUGGAGAAUUGAUGGGAGAGUAUCUCCAUCACAAAUACGGCCUGGACUUUCGCUGCCUUCGUUACCCAGGUGUGAUAUCAGUCAACACAACUCCUGGAGGAGGAACAACAGACUACGCGGUUCAAAUCUUCCACGAUGCGCUCAGCACAGGUCAGCACGAGUGCUACCUGCGCCCCGACACCCGCCUUCCCAUGAUGCACAUCUCUGACUGCCACCGUGCCACCGUGGAAUUCAUGCAAACCUCGGAGUGCCAGCUGUCGCUGCGAACCUACAACAUCGCCGCCAUGAGUUUCACUCCAGAAGAGGUGGCACAGGAAAUACGCAAACACCUCCCGCACCUCAAGGUCACCUACAAGACAGAUUCUGUCCGACAGACCAUUGCAGACAGCUGGCCGGUGAGGUUUGACGACACCAAUGCUCGGAGAGACUGGGGAUGGGAGCCAACGUUUGGGCUGGAAAAGCUGGUUACAGACAUGUUACAGUCCGUUCGAAUCAAGAGGACCAACGAGGGUUUGCCAGUCAGCUAGUCCCACAGUCCUCCAAAAAGACCAACACCAUACCUCGGACUUCUCUAACAAUACUCUUUAUUUUCACAUUUAGACUUUUCUCACACUAUCAUAUUACAUAUUCUUAAUUGUAACAUCUAUUUUAAAGCAGUGAUACAUUGUCAGACCUAAUGGUGGUAAAAGUGGUUUGCAUGGGUUCCACCGCCAAUCUUUUUGUAUGGAAUUUGCCUGUUCUCCUCCCACUGUCCCUCAGGUAGAAGACCAACAAAUUAAAAUAACCUGUCCAACCCUCUCUACAUCUUUGUAACAUUAGUGUUUUCAUGUUGUAGGCUUCUCUGGUGUUUGUUUUUUACCAAGUUUUUCUCAUCAAAUAAAAUCAUCAGAUGCAUGUACAACCCUGGGUGAUAAAAAAAAAUCUGAGGUAAAAUUUGAUAAGAUUUUUAAUUAAACUAACUGAAUUUUAAUCAGAUGGCGUUACUGUUUUUAACACUAUAACAAACAGCUGUGUUUUUCACCGUCUGUCUGGGAAUCAAUGUGGUUUGAACUAAUAACAAAUUCUUGUGGCGAUAAAACCGAUGCAGUGUUGUUUGAAAAUAACAUUGGUGAAUAAAAAGAA
Molecule: messenger RNA, 1776 nt
Organism: Cynoglossus semilaevis (tongue sole)
Lineage: Eukaryota; Metazoa; Chordata; Actinopteri; Pleuronectiformes; Cynoglossidae
Gene: tdh2
Product: L-threonine dehydrogenase 2
Exons: 8
Coding region: 48-1181 (377 amino acids)
Biological process (GO): L-threonine catabolic process
Molecular function (GO): L-threonine 3-dehydrogenase activity
Source: RefSeq, a predicted model, not a curated record